Messenger RNA from Vollenhovia emeryi, 2628 nucleotides. RefSeq names its product facilitated trehalose transporter Tret1-like. Gene Ontology annotation, biological process: carbohydrate transport; transmembrane transport. Gene Ontology annotation, molecular function: sugar transmembrane transporter activity. The transcript has 5 exons. The record is from RefSeq and is a predicted model, not a curated record. Lineage: Eukaryota; Metazoa; Arthropoda; Insecta; Hymenoptera; Formicidae. Gene Ontology annotation, cellular component: membrane. The coding region runs from base 234 to 1649 and encodes 471 amino acids.
ACGGCGGUGAUAUACAAUGGCCCCGAUGUCGCACCGUUCAUUCGGUUCCGGGCGCCUCGUGUCGCGCCGAAACGUGGGCUGGCAUCUCUCUCUUAUCUCCGGUGAAUCUCGUGUUACUUGUGACGAUAACUCGAAGGGAAUAGUCAAGUGCGAAACGCGUUAAUUGAGGGGCGACGUCGCUUUCCUUCGAUACUUCUUUGAAGAGGCAGCCGGACCGCCCGAGCGAGACGAAGAUGGAAGUCACGGGGAUGAUUAACGGAGGCCCCGUGCGCCAGGAAGGCAGGAAGCUGUGGCAGUAUUUAGCAUCCAUUUCCGCCUGCUUGAUGGCGGUCGGCGUCGGUACCGCCCUGGCUUGGACGUCCCCCGUUCUGCCCCAGCUGUACAAGGAGGGCUCCUGGCUGGUUAUCACCAAGGAACAAGGGUCCUGGGUGAGCUCGCUGCUGGCUCUAGGCGCGAUAGCGGGCGCCGUCCCGUCCGCACCGAUGGCCGACAAACUCGGCCGGAAGAAAACGCUUCUUCUGCUGGCAGCUCCGUUUCUCCUGUCCUGGGUGAUCAUCAUAUUCGCCUCCAAACUGUGGCUGAUCAUGCUGGCCAGGUUCAUAGUCGGCGCCGCCGUGGGGGCGGCCUGCGUCGUCGUGCCGACUUACAUCUCCGAAAUCGCGGAGACCUCGACUCGAGGUACCCUCGGUGCCAUGUUCCAGCUGAACAUCACGAUUGGGAUCCUGCUGGCCUUCGUGCUCGGAGCCUUCAUGAACUACACGGCGUUCGCCAUAGUCUGCGCCCUCGUAGAGGUCGGCUUCCUGGCUAGUUUUAUAUGGAUGCCGGAGUCGCCUAUUUGGCUGGUGAACCAAAGACGGAAACCGGAAGCGAUGAUAGCGAUGACGGUCCUCCGAGGAGAUUCUUACGAUCCGUCCGAGGAACUCGCGGAGGCGCAACGAGAAGCCGAGGAGGUAGCCUCGAGGAACUCAUCCAUAUUCGACCUUGUACGAACCCCGGCAGCCAGAAGAGCUUUGCUCGCUUCGUUGGGCGCCAUGUUCUUUCAGCAAUUGUCCGGCAUAAACGCAGUGAUCUUCUACACCGUCACCAUCUUCCAGGCGUCCGGAAGCUCGAUACACCCGGACGUUGCGUCUAUAAUCGUGGCGGUUGUUCAGAUGAUUAUGACGAGCGUAGCAGCUCUGAUCGUGGAUCGCGCCGGAAGGAAGCCGCUGCUGAUAUUUUCCUCGAGUGUCAUGCUAGUCAGCCUCUUGGCUCUCGGUGCGUAUUUCAAUAUUCAGGCGAGCAAGAGUGAUGUCAGUAAUCUCGGCUGGCUACCGCUCACAUCUCUCACGUUAUUCAUGAUCUCCUUCUCCGUCGGAAUGGGUCCGAUACCGUGGAUGCUGAUGGGCGAAUUGUUCCCCGCGGAGACAAAGGCGAUCGCUUCUGGUAUCGCCGUGAUGCUGAACUGGUUCCUGGUGUUCCUGGUGACGAAGACCUUCCCGGCGAUGAACGAAGGGUUGGGCGCGGACAUCACUUUCUGGAUCUUCGCCGCGAUUAUGGCAGUCUCAACCGGGUUUACGUAUUUCUUAAUACCGGAGACCAAGGGGAAAACCUCCCAGCAGAUUCAGGAGGAGUUGCAGGGCAACGUUCGGUCGACGAGGACGGACGCCUAAAUUGUAUCGAUGAAUUUUCACGGUGUAGCGUGACUGCUGUUUCGAUAAUGAUACUUUUGAGAUAUAAUAAUUAAGUCGCCGCUAUUCGAGCUGAGUUGCAAGAAGGCCUUGGGGCAACGAAGUAUGAGAAGACACACGGGCGAACGACAAAGAAACUUGGCUUUUAACGGCGACACGUGAAGAAAUUAAUUGCUGAGAAAGUUGUCGAGAAAAAGUUAAAUCUCAUGAAUGAUUCAUUUCUCGUAUACUCUACAUAAAUUAUAUCAGUGAACGUAUUGUUGUUGUCCGCUGUAAAUCUUUGAUGCAGAAUUUUUAAUCACGCAAAUUUAUCAAUCGUACACGCGAUGCAUGAAAAUUUCAUUCUGUUGUUGAUUAUUAUUAUAUGCGUCAUCAUACGAAAAAAAUAAUAUCUCACAAAACUGUCUUUCGGUAACAUUUAGGACUAAGCGAUUCAUAAUCUGAAAUAUUAUUGUAUCACUUUAUUUUAGGACUUUAUUUCGUAAUUAAUAAUUAAAUGUACGAUUAGUCGCCUCUGUUGUAUUUUUACGCAUAAAGAAAUAUGUACAGUUAAUUAAGAGAUCUUUUCAUAGCACAGAAAUAGGAUUAAUUGCGACAAUAAUUAUUAUAAUAAAUAAAUUUAUAGCUUGUCAUAAAUAUUAAAAAAUAAUUUUAAAACAACAAUGAGGCUAUUAGUAUUAAUAUAUUAUAAACUCCGUGAUUUUACAAGACAUUUUACAAGUUAAUAUAUAGACGCAAAUAUAAUAUUUUAUUCAAGUUUAAUACACAUAAUGCGAUUUGUGUUUUAAUAAAUAAAUUUUUGAGUGAUAAACAAAUAUUGAUAUUUAUAAUACUUUGUAAAACAAUUUUCAUUAACUCCUUUCCGGAAAAUUGUGUCAUAAUGUACGUUAUUAUUUUCCUGUUUUAGCGCACAGCAAAUAUAGAGCACUACCACUAAGGAAUAAAAAAAAAUUUUCAGUUA